This is a messenger RNA of Capsella rubella, 2613 nucleotides long. Its product is annotated as proline-rich receptor-like protein kinase PERK8. The transcript is spliced from 7 exons. Gene Ontology annotation, molecular function: ATP binding; protein kinase activity. The record is from RefSeq and is a predicted model, not a curated record. Lineage: Eukaryota; Viridiplantae; Streptophyta; Magnoliopsida; Brassicales; Brassicaceae. Bases 478 to 2490 code for a protein of 670 amino acids. Gene Ontology annotation, biological process: protein phosphorylation.
GUAAAUCGCUCUGUCAAAUAUCUCCCUGACCAAAGAGAGAGAGAGAGACAGAGUUGCCUCCACGUUUGUCCAGACAAGACUCACGCUCUUCCCUUUUCACCACAUUCUCUUUCUUUCUUCUGGUUGCUUUAACUGUUUCUUGCUCCAAUUUCGAAUCUUCCGCGUGAAAGCUCCAAAGUUUGGAACUUUCUACAGUUUUGUUCAUCUGGGUCUGCUCUGUAUUGUGCCUUUAGUUUCAUCUGAGCUUAAAGUUUGAAUCUUUACUUCUGGGUAUUGAAGUUUUUUAGAAAUUAGGUUGCUUUUUUGCUCAGUAGGUUUGACUUGAGGUUGCAGAAGAAUUGGGGAAUUGAAAUCUGAUUUGUGGAAUUAGGGUUUGGUUUGUUUGUUCAUAAAGCUUCAAUCUUUGGAAUUGAAAUGGAUCGAUAACGAAAGUGUUAGUAAGAAAAGUUCACUGCUUUUUUAGAUUCGUUAAAAGAAAUGAGUUUGAUUCCUCCUUUACCGAUUUUAUCACCACCGCCGUCAAAUUCUUCUACCACCGCACCUCCUCCGUUACCGACCACUCCAUCUGCUCCACCUCCGGUCACACCACCUCCUUCUCCGCCGCAAUCUCCUCCACCUGUAGUAUCAUCAUCGCCACCGCCACCAGUUGUAUCAUCACCUCCACCUUCUUCUUCUCCGCCACCGUCACCUCCUAUUGUUACUUCGCCUCCUCCCACCGUUACUUCUUCCCCUCCACCUCCUGUGGUGGUUUCAUCCCCUCCUCCAUCAACUCCGGCGACAACGCCACCAGCUCCUCCGCAAACUGUCUCACCUCCUCCACCUCCUGAUGCUUCUCCCUCACCUCCAGCACCACCAACAACAACAACUCCUCCGCCAAAGCCUUCUCCUUCACCCCCGGGAGAAACAACACCUUCACCACCUAAGCCUUCUCCUUCAACUCCAUCUACAACCACAUCUCCUCCUCCUCCUCCUCCAGCUACCUCUACUUCUCCUCCAGCUUCAAAUCCUACUGAUCCUUCUACUUUAGCUCCUCCUCCAACUCCAUUACCUGUUGUUCCUAGAGAGAAACCAAUUGCUAAACCAACUGGACCAGCUUCAAACAAUGGAAACAACACUUUGCAGACUGGUUCUUCGCGUGGAGUUGGUACUGGUGGUAUUGCAGCUAUUGGAGUGAUUGUGGGAUUGGUUUUCCUUAGCCUUUUUGUGUUGGGUGUGUGGUUCACUCGGAAACGAAAGCGAAAGGACCCUGGAACCUUUGUUGGAUAUACUAUGCCUCCUUCUGCUUAUUCAUCUCCUCAAGGCUCAGAUGUAGUGCUCUUCAACACACAUUCUUCAGCUCCUCCUAAAAUGAGAAGCCAUUCUGGUAGCGAUUACAUGUAUGCGUCGUCUGAUUCAGGCAUGGUUAGCAACCAAAGAUCAUGGUUUUCAUAUGACGAAUUAUCUCAAGUUACAAGUGGGUUCUCCGAUAAGAAUCUUCUCGGUGAGGGAGGGUUCGGCUGUGUAUACAAAGGCGUUCUUGCAGACGGAAGGGAAGUGGCAGUUAAACAGUUGAAGAUUGGUGGAAGUCAAGGAGAGAGAGAGUUCAAAGCAGAAGUUGAAAUCAUUUCUCGGGUUCAUCACCGCCAUUUGGUUACAUUAGUUGGUUAUUGCAUCUCGGAGCAACAUAGGUUGCUUGUAUAUGAUUAUGUACCUAACAACACUCUCCAUUAUCAUCUCCAUGCUCCAGGAAGACCAGUUAUGACUUGGGAAACUCGGGUAAGGGUCGCUGCUGGUGCAGCUCGAGGAAUCGCAUACUUACAUGAAGACUGUCAUCCCCGUAUUAUUCACCGUGACAUUAAAUCAUCCAAUAUACUUUUAGAUAACAGCUUUGAAGCCUUGGUUGCGGAUUUUGGGCUUGCUAAAAUAGCACAAGAACUGGAUUUAAACACACACGUCUCAACACGUGUAAUGGGAACCUUUGGGUACAUGGCUCCUGAAUAUGCAACAAGUGGAAAGCUAUCUGAAAAGGCAGAUGUUUAUUCGUAUGGGGUGAUACUGUUGGAGCUUAUAACUGGCCGCAAACCCGUAGAUACGUCUCAGCCACUUGGUGAUGAGAGCCUUGUUGAAUGGGCAAGACCCUUGUUGAGUCAAGCAAUCGAAAACGAAGAAUUCGACGAGUUAGUAGAUCCGAGGCUAGGGAACAACUUCAUCCCAGGAGAGAUGUUCAGAAUGGUAGAAGCUGCGGCUGCAUGUGUCCGCCACUCAGCUGCAAAAAGACCAAAGAUGAGCCAAGUGGUGAGAGCUUUAGACACACUUGAAGAAGCAACGGACAUAACGAACGGAAUGAGACCAGGACAGAGCCAAGUGUUUGACUCGAGACAACAAUCUGCUCAGAUAAGAAUGUUUCAGAGAAUGGCUUUUGGUAGUCAAGAUUAUAGUUCUGACUUCUUUGAUCGGUCACAGUCACAUAGUAGCUGGGGAAGUCGUGACCAAUCCAGAUUUGUACCUUAAGUAGUUUUUAUUGGUUUUUGCCACUUUCUUCUUUCCCCUUAAAACAUGUCUUGUAUAUUCUUUUGCAUGAUAUAAUGUAAUCUUUUAAAAUAUACAUAACACAUAAAUUUGGUAGUCUAUUGA